ACUAGUUUAUUCGAAACAUGAACGGAAGUCGAAGGCAAAAGCUUCGUCUGUCGCUAAAACAAAAAAUUGAAAUUAUUGAGGCAGAGUCUAAAAACAUCGAUAGAAAGAAAUUAAUACGAAAAUAUAAAUGUAAUUCAUCAACUAUAUGCCGGAUUAUAAAAAAUAAAGACAUCUACCUAAAAGCUGCAAAGGAUGGAAAUUUGCUACGAACGCGACUGGAUAGUACUUCAAACCCCAAAGUAGAAAGCGCUUUAUGUGAAUGGUUUCAUCAACAGAGAAAUCUAAAAUCAUCAACAUUGAAUAAUGUAGCUUUAUUGGAAAAGGCUAAGGAAUUUGCAAUUAAAUAUGAUGCCAAUUAUGAGCCUUGUUUUCAGUGGCUUUUUAGGUUUAAGAAACGCAAUGGAAUUAGUGUUCCCACAAAGCGCAGUGUAAAAAACAGACAAUGUAGUAAUGAAAUGAAUGAAACCGCAGUUGAUACAACAGCGUUGCCGAUGGUUGAAAUUUGUAAAACAGAAUUGUUUGAAUGCAACGAAGGUAUGAUAUGUUGUGCAGACUCAACAAGCAAACAGCUCAAUAAUACUGCCGAUGAUCCCGUGGACGUUGCUCCAGUUCCCGAUGUGCCACCGAUUUCGGAGCCAGCUAUCACAAAUAAUACGCUGCAUGUGGAUGCAGCUCCUAUUGACGAUGAGCCACUAGCAACAGAGCCAAUUUACACAAAUAAUAAGUUACAGGAAAGUGUGGAAGACACAAAUGCUCCAUCCAUAAGUGAAGCUCUACAAGCACUGCUGGUUGUUAAACAGUUUUUCAUACUAAAUGAUAUGGAAAUUGGUUCGCUAUUUAGCAUUGAGGAAAAAAUAUUACGACAUUGGAAGAAAAAUAUUUAAUUAAACUUAAAACACUUUCGGUAUAACUUUUGGGCACUUGUGAAGUACAUUCAUAAAUAAAAAGUCGUACAUUAGAUAUAAA
Bactrocera latifrons is the source of this 966-nucleotide messenger RNA. RefSeq lists its product as uncharacterized. Bases 18 to 884 code for a protein of 288 amino acids. Gene Ontology annotation, molecular function: DNA binding. The transcript has a single exon. Lineage: Eukaryota; Metazoa; Arthropoda; Insecta; Diptera; Tephritidae. The record is from RefSeq and is a predicted model, not a curated record. Gene Ontology annotation, cellular component: nucleus.